Molecule: messenger RNA, 4048 nt
Organism: Sander lucioperca (pikeperch)
Lineage: Eukaryota; Metazoa; Chordata; Actinopteri; Perciformes; Percidae
Gene: igdcc3
Product: immunoglobulin superfamily, DCC subclass, member 3
Exons: 14
Coding region: 216-2507 (763 amino acids)
Biological process (GO): axon guidance; cell-cell adhesion
Cellular component (GO): axon; plasma membrane
Molecular function (GO): protein binding
Source: RefSeq, a predicted model, not a curated record
GAGAGAGAGAGCGGGAUGCUGACAGAUUCCUGAUAGAUGGCUAAAAUGGCGAAAGCGUGCUCGACCCCAGCGAGCCACCAAACUGUAGUACUGUAGGUCGGAACAUGUAGCCUAGUUGCUGAAGCUGGAUAUCUCUGUGUGUGUUUUUAGCCCCAGUCUAUUCACCUCACGUUGUCUUCUUGGCAAGUGCUGGAAUAUUUUCUGUAAGUGUUUAAAUGGCAUCCACAAGGCACCGCCGCCUUGUUCCGUGCUUUUUGGGAAUACUCGUAAAUGCUUUAAUCGGUGUGAUGUGUGAAGCGGAGCUCUCCUUCACACUGGAGCCCAGUGACAUCAUCGCUGUACAGGAGCAGCCCCUCGUGCUCCACUGCCAGGUGAACGGCAUCCCCCCAAUUACGACACAGUGGAGGCACAACGGCCUGCUUUUAACUCAGGAUCAGCAUCACACCACCUUCAUCAAUGGCUCACUCCUGGUCGCUCACUUCCAGAAGACCAAAUCUGAUGGCUCAUCUGACGAGGGCGACUACGAGUGUAUGGCCCAGAAUUCCUUUGGGCUGGUGGUGAGCCGCAAGGCCCGUAUUCAGGCAGCCACCAUGGCAGACUUCCAUGUCCAACCAGAGUCGGUACAUGCUGAGGAGUCCGGUGUGGCUAGAUUCCAGUGCCAGAUCCAUGGUCUGCCAGAGCCCCUCAUCAGCUGGGAGAAAGACAGCCGUCCGGUGGACACCAAGGACGAGAGGUACACUCUUCUGCCCACAGGUGUUCUGCAGAUUACAGGAGUGCGUGAGGAAGACAGUGGGAAGUUCUGCUGUGUCGCCCAUAACAGUGCAGGAGUGAAACACAGCACAGAGGCACUCCUCACUGUUUCAGGCUCUCAGUCAUCUGUUUACAAAGAGCCUAUGAUAGUGGUCGGUCCAGAAAACCUCACUCUCACUGUUCACCAAACUGCUAUCUUGGAAUGUGUUGCUACCGGAUACCCUCGGCCUAUCGUAUCUUGGAGCAGACUAGACGGCCGUCCCAUCGGUGUGGAGGGAAUCCAAGUACUCGGCACAGGGAACCUAAUGAUCUCAGAUGUGGGUGUUCAGCACUCAGGGGUCUACGUGUGUGCUGCUAACAAACCUGGGACCCGUGUUCGUAGGACUGCUCAGGGACGUCUGGUGGUCCAAGCUCCAGCAAAGUUUGUUCAAGCUCCGCAGUCCAUCGCUCGGCCUGUCGGCACCACCGCCAUCUUCACCUGCCAGGCACAGGGCGAGCCUGAGCCCCAGCUCACCUGGCUGAAGAAUGGGCAGAUUCUGGAGCCCGGGGGACACGUCAAACUCAGGAACAACAACAGCACACUGACGAUAUAUGGUAUCAGCGAGGAUGACGAGGCUAUCUACCAGUGUAUCGCUGAGAACAGCGCCGGCUCCACGCAGGCCAGUGCCCGCCUCACAGUUCUCUGGGCUGAUGGACUGCCUGGUGUGCCCACCCACGUGCAGGCCGAAGCCCUCUCACCCACCAACAUCCAGGUGUCCUGGAGGGAGCCUGAUCAGAACACUGAGGACAUCAUCGGUUAUGUGCUCCACAUCCGCAAGACUUCAGACACAGCGGAGAUGGAGUAUGAGGAAGCCGUCAGUAAGGUGACGCUGCAGCAGAUCAUCAGGGACCUGGAGCCCUCCACCAGUUACACCUUCUACGUCAAAGCCUACACAUCCCAUGGGGCCAGCAAACCAUCUGACAGUGUCACUGAGAGCACUCAUGGGGAGGUGCCAGCGCCUCCUUCCCUCUACACCAAGGUGGUGAACAGUAGUGUUAUACAAGCAACGUGGGAACCUUUCUCCAAGAUGGGCCAACAUCAAGGCUUCAGACUGUAUUACAGAAGAGCCCACACGCCGCUGUUCACUGGUCCCAUCACCUUCCCUCGCAACGUCACCCAUUACAACAUCACUCAGCUGGAUCCUGCACUCGUCUAUGAGAUAAGACUGCUUGCAUACAACCAACACGGAGAUGGCAACGCCACCAUACGAUUUGUUUCGCUUCGGGAGACGGUGGAGAAAUCUGUGUUGGACGCCCCAUGCGACUGUGUGAAAGACGAACAGAGCAAAACAUCUACGACAGGCAUCAUAAUCGGCAUUCACAUCGGAGUCACCUGCAUCAUCUUCUGUGUGCUCUUCCUCGUCUUCAGCUACCGUGGCAGGUUAAUGAUGUGUAAGACGGUUCAGGCCACCCCCCAGGCAGGACACAGCACAGGGCUGGAAUCCUCUUCCUCUUCCCAGGGGCCCUCUAGGCUGAAUGGGGCUGCCAGAAGAGAAAUGGAGGUCAAUGGCAGCUUAGCGGGGAAGAAAGUGGGCGACAGCAACGAGCUUGAGACACUUGUCACUCAACCAACCACACACAAUACAUGCAUAUCUGACUGCUACGUGCUGAACGACACCCAGCUGUGUACGAUACCGCUGGAUGAGUUUGCAGUAGAGCGAGAGACGCAGUUCCAGGAGCCUCCUGCAGCAGGAGCGGCUCGGCAGGACCAAGGCUAAUCAUGUAUGAAGGCCAGUUCACACAACACUGUCCACAGUGUCCACUCAGACUCUUCUCUCACUCAGGUUGACAAAUGUUUCCUUUCUAAGUAGUUGUUCCUUUUGUGCAAAGAUUUUUUAAUUGGUAAGUUAAGAAGUUCUCUCGAGGAUGUAGGACUGUAUAUUGGCAUGUUUUUUGGCGAGAGCUCUCUUCUGAUGGACAGCUGUGUCUCGCCAGGCAGCCCAGUUAAAUGUUCUUUAUUUUUUACAAUUUGGUCUGGUGUUGGGCAGUCCACAGAAUAGAGACCCCAGAAUGUCCUUGUUAUACAAUGAUGGUUUUAUUUUUAAGUUUAUAAAUAUAUAUAUAUAUAUAUAUAUACAUAAAUAUCUUUAUCACUUAUAUGUCAAAGUGGUUAUAAGUUAUUAGUCUUUUUUCUACUAUUCUGUGGAUGUCAAAGACUCCUGCCGCCUGCUUUCACCUACCAAUGAUUCCACCUUCUCGCUCACAGAAGACCUCAGCCUUCGUCCAGGGAUUUGAUGUAUUCUGUCUCAGGACUUUGUUUAAGUGAUAUCAACUUUUUCUUAUGAGUUCUUGGCCUUCAUACAAACACUAGACUUGGCUGUGUGAACCUUACGAUUCAACAAAAACCUACCUCAGCCGGAAUGAAUGUGUUGCGGGAAGCUUUUAGGAACUUUACCUUCCCCUGUGUUCACAAUUACUUUACAUGCGGAGGAACUGAUUGUUAGUGAUUGAUAGUUUGAAAAUUUCAAAAUCAGGUGCCGCACUACCUCAGAUGUCAAGAAUCGUCUCUCUUCUCCUGCUUGUCAAAGAAAAACGGGGGGGGAAAAAACAAGUAUCCAACAUGAAGCACUUCCAAAUGCUGAAGUAAAUGUUCUACCUCAAGAUAACAAUGUUAAUGUUGUCGCUGUUGUUGUUGUUGUUUGUCUGUUUAUUGCAUAAUGAAAACCCUCUUUUCGCCCCUCUGUGAAAUCCUGGUUUCCCUCUGUCGAUGAAUAUGGUGUUUGUAGAUACAAUGUCAGUACCUCAUGCAAGUUGACAGACUGAUAACACUGUUGUAUGGAUUACAGAAUGAUAGGACGAUGUACGAAUUAUGCUUUUUCAUUGUACAUUGUUAUUAUUAUUUUUAUUUUAUUCGAAAGAUCAUAAUUCUGUUUUUCCUAUAGUUGAAUGAAAAGAGCGUUAGAGAUACACUGUAUUGCUAAACAUAUUUUCAGGACUAUCACGUGAUACAUAAUGGUCAAUUGGAAGAGAGGCAAAAUAUUACAUUAUACAAACAUAUAUGUGUCUAAAUUUAGCGCUAUAAUUGAAUUUAAUGUUUUAUUGAUUUAAUGUUUUUAUAUGUAUAUGAUGUUUGUAAAACAAGAAGAAAAUUAGGCACAAAUCUUAUCAAAAACAUUAUUCCACUGUUGUUGGUGUAAUGACUUAAAGGGAAUAGUUUCACAUUUUGGCUUUCUUGCUGACACUAAGACGAUACCACUUGUGUCUUUGUGUUAAGCUAUAGCUGGUAGGCAAUUAGCCUAGCUUAGCAUGUAUAGUACAG